Messenger RNA from Dovyalis caffra, 1242 nucleotides. The record is from the annotation of a GenBank genome assembly. Lineage: Eukaryota; Viridiplantae; Streptophyta; Magnoliopsida; Malpighiales; Salicaceae.
AUGGAAGGAUUCAAGUUUAGGAGAGGAAUGGCUGUAGAAGUGAAUCUAGAUGAAGAAAAUCCAAAUGAUGAUUGGUUCCCAGCGAUUUUUCUUCAGAAGGUUAACUUUAAUUCUUUCUUGGUGGAGUAUUACAACUCAAGUAACAAAGACAAGAGUGGCCCUAUUGAAGUAGCGGUUGAUUUAUUCCACAUCCGACCUCCUCCUCCUAACUUGGAGGUUGAAAAGUUUGAACUUUUGGAAAAAGUAGAUGCUUUCUAUGAUUCUGCUUGGCGGCUUGGCUCCAUUACCAAAAUUCCGUCUGAGAGAAGGUACACUGUCUUUCUAAGGCAUGGAAGGCAUGGAAAGCGGGAGAAGGAAUUUAGCCACUCAGAAUUAAGGCCACACAUGAAUUUCGUGGAUGGAAACUGGGUUAGUAAUUCCAAGCACAAACAGAAAACUGCAAGUUGUGAACAACUGUUGGGGAAUGCCAACGACGAUGCGGCAAGUGCUAAGGUAGCCACUCAACUUGAAUAUUCAAGAUCUGCAAAGGAUAAGAUUGAAGAGAAAACCCCUUGUAAAAAUUUAAGGAAGAAUCCAAUGAGGCAGUCAACUCCACCUGACAAUGGACCUACACUUUCGGAUCGUUCAAAGAAAUUUAGAACGAAAUACUCUGUCCAAGAGUGUCAUGUAAAGUCAAUGCCAGAUGAGAACCAAUACCAAGAAGCACAAGCUCCCAUUGGCACAGUAACUAUAUGUUCAAAACAUUCUUUGGUUUGCAAUAAGCCUUCCACUGAAAAUGAGAACCAUUUCAAGGAGACAGGUAAUGAAGAAUCUGCAGCAGAGAAUACUGUGGAAGGAAGGGAAAUACCAUCAAAUUCACUAGUAAAAAGGCAGCUGGUUGUUGGAGCAGUGGAGAAGAACCCAGAAGGAUACUCUGCUGAAGACAUUACUGAACUUGAGUGUAAAACCAAAGAAAUUGACUCAUGUGUUGUCUUAGCUGCGGAGAUGAGGGACUUCCCUUCAGAUAACUCUUGUCAACUUAGUGGUCAGGACAUACUGAAUGCUCCAUAUGGUCAAGAACAGCUAGGGCAUUGCAGCAACAAUGAUGCAGUUAUUCAACUUGAAUGUUCAACUGCUGCCGAGGGUGACAUUAAAGAAAUUAUUGCAGUUGUGGCCGAAACAUCAGACAGCACCUCCAAUGAUGGUCAACCUCUAUCGUUGCGCUUUGAAGGUAUACACUCUAUGAUGGUUUUGGGUGCCUGA